Molecule: messenger RNA, 384 nt
Organism: Penicillium digitatum Pd1
Lineage: Eukaryota; Fungi; Ascomycota; Eurotiomycetes; Eurotiales; Aspergillaceae
Source: RefSeq, a predicted model, not a curated record
AUGCAAUAUGGUCUGAAUUGUUUGUUAAAGCAGGGACUCUUCCUGCCUGACAAUGUACAGCAAGAUCCUCACUCGCCUUGCCUGGACUUUAUGAAUAUUAUCUCACUGCCAGAAAAUUGCUUAGAUGUCGGCCUAGACACUUAUGCGUUCAUUGAAAGUCAUCAUGCAGAGAUAUAUAGACUCUCUACCAAUAAUACUAUCGACCUUUUAAAGAGCAACUACCUAGAAAAUAGAAAGCUAGGAGCAAUUUACUUAGAGGGUGGCCUCUACCCUCCUAGCGAACUAGGUUCUAUCAAGACUAAUUCGAAGAAUCCCAAAAUUUUGGUGUUAAAUCUCGCACUAUCAGACGCUAUACAUAGCAAGACAUCAGAAGAGAUCGUCUAG